AGCAAUGAAGAAGUACAAACCUACAGAUGCAACAACCAAUCCUUCCUUGAUCCUGGCUGCUGCAAAGAUGGAGCAGUAUCAACACCUCAUAGAUGAUGCAGUUCAGUAUGCCAAAGUAAAGGGAGGCUCUUUUGAUGAUCAGUUGGACUGGGCCAUGGACAGAUUGUUUGUUAACUUUGGAUCAGAAAUCCUGAAGAUUAUCCCUGGAAGAGUUUCCACAGAAGUUGAUGCAAGAUUGUCUUUUGACAAGGAGGCUUCCAUCUCAAAAGCCAGAAGGAUCAUCGAUUUAUACACAGAGAAAGGGAUUGACAAGGAAAGGAUUCUCAUCAAACUUGCAACUACCUGGGAGGGUAUUGAGGCAGCCAGAACCCUGGAACAGGAAUAUGGAAUUCACUGCAACUUGACUUUGUUGUUUUCAUUUGCACAGGCUGUUGCAUGUGCAGAGGCUGGGGUGACACUCAUUUCACCUUUUGUGGGCAGAAUCUUUGAUUGGUAUGUGAAAAACACAGACAAAAAGAAGUUUGAGCCAUUGGAAGAUCCAGGUGUUCAAAGUGUCACUAGGAUCUACAAUUACUACAAAAAGUUUGGAUACCAGACUGUCGUCAUGGGAGCCUCUUUCAGAAAUACAGAACAGAUAACAGCACUUACUGGAUGUGACCUCCUCACUAUCAGCCCAUCACUUUUGGAAAAGCUUUCCAGCAGCAAUGAGAAAGUUACUGUGUACCUUUCAGAGAAACAAGCAAAACAGAGUGAACUGACAAAGAUUAACAUGGAUGAGAAGACCUUCAGGUGGAUGCUAAAUGAAGAUGAAAUGGCAACGGACAAGUUGGCUGAGGGAAUAAGGAAAUUUGCUGCGGAUGCUAUUAAACUGGAGAACGUGAUGAAGGAGAGGCUUUCAAAGGCUUAGGAAUACGACAGUCAUUAAAAAAACUAAGUGGUCAUUCUUUUUUAAUGGAAAUUGGUGACUUUUAUCUUGUUAAAAUUAUUUGCUUCCACAUUAUAGCAAUCUUUGUUGAACAAAGAUUUAUAUCAAAACUUUAAAAAUUUUGCUUUAUAUCCGUGAUGCAUAUUUUCUAAAACACAAUGCUUUGACAGCAUGUUGAAGAAGGCUUUCACAUUCAAGUUUCCUAUACUACUACUACAGUUCAGAUGAAUUGUUCAUGGAUCUUUUUCCACAACUGUACAAUUCAACUUAAAUCAGUUCAACUUAAAUCAGUUAUUAACAGCACUGCCAGUAUAAACAAGUUAUUUUUGAAAGUGACACUUUUGCAACAUAAAUUAGAACAAAAUUUGUACUGAUUUUAGAAUAUUAUGAAGAUUGUUUUUGUUUGCAAAAAAUUAUAACUAUACUAUAAUAGUAUAAUAUAACUUUAUUGAAGUAGAAAAAUAACAAUCCAUGUACUGUUUGUUUACAGUAAGAUGAAAGAUAUUACUCUAGAACUUUUCAAGAAAAUAAAAAGCAAUUAAAAAU
Molecule: messenger RNA, 1471 nt
Organism: Lingula anatina
Lineage: Eukaryota; Metazoa; Brachiopoda; Lingulata; Lingulida; Lingulidae
Product: transaldolase
Biological process (GO): pentose-phosphate shunt, non-oxidative branch; carbohydrate metabolic process; pentose-phosphate shunt
Cellular component (GO): cytoplasm; intracellular anatomical structure
Molecular function (GO): transaldolase activity
Source: RefSeq, a predicted model, not a curated record